AUGGCGCAGUGGAGUUGUUAUGGGGCCCAGGUAUCGCCACAGUCCGGUCUAAAUCAAAGGUCGAACUCUUCAGGGAGUCUCAAGCCCGUUGCAAUCCCAGCUUCCCUUUCCAGCCCUAAGCCGCGCUCCAAACUCCGAGCAUCUUCGGAAAUAAAUGUCAAGCCGGACUCCCACGGCUCCAGGACCUCCACGAGAGGACAAAAGAACCAGACCAAGACUGCAGAGGACGUGAGCCACCGACUGAAGAAAGGCUGGAUCUGGAACCAGUUCUUUGUCCUGGAGGAACACAUCGGACCCGAGCCUCAGUAUGUCGGAAAGCUCCACUCCAACUCUGACAAGGGUGACGGCUCGGUGCGCUACAUCCUGUCUGGAGAGGGGGCCGGGUCGAUCUUCGUCAUUGACGAGUCGACGGGAGACAUCCACACGGCCAAGAGCCUGGACCGUGAGAAGAAGUCCCAGUACGUGCUCCACGCCCGGGCCAUCGACAGGUGGACCAACCGUUCGCUGGAGGCCGAGUCGGAGUUCAUCAUCAAGGUCCAGGAUGUCAAUGACAAUGCGCCAACGUUUCCCAACGGACCGUUCUCAGCCACCGUGCCUGAGAUGUCUGAUGUCGGAACAUCCGUUUUCCAGGUGACAGCCUCAGACGCAGACGACCCGACCUAUGGCAACAGUGCCAAGAUAGUUUACAGCAUCCUGGAGGGGCAGCCCUACUUCUCUGUGGACCCCAAGACCGGCACCAUACGCACUGCCAUGUCCAGCAUGGACCGAGAGAGCAGAGACCGCUACGCUGUGGUCGUCCAGGCCAAAGACAUGGCGGGCUCCGUUGGAGGACUGUCAGGAUCAACUACGAUCAACAUCACCCUGAGUGACGUCAAUGACAACCCUCCAAAGUUUCAGCAGAAGAGCUACCAGCUGUAUGUGCCAGAGCUGGCUCCGGUAGGGAAGGUAGUGGGUCGGAUCCGAGCCAGCGAUGAGGACGAAGGCCAGAACGCCGAGAUGACCUACAGCAUCACCAACGCAGACGCGGCGGCCAUCUUCACCAUCACCACGGACAAAGACCGCAGGGAGGGCAUCAUCUCCCUCAAGCAGCCCCUCAACUACGAGAAGAAGAAAGUUCACACACUCGGCAUCGAAGCCUCCAACACGCACCCGGACCACCGCUUCUCCCACCUGGGGCCGUUCAGGGACUCCACGUCGCUGCGGGUCAUCGUGGGGGACGUGGACGAGCCUCCCGUCUUCUCCAUGGACUACUACAUCAUGGACGUGUACGAGAACUCGCCCGCCGGCACGCAGGUCGGGACCGUGACCGCCGUGGACCCCGACAGCACAAACAGCGCCAUCAGGUACUUCAUCGAAAACGAGGAGGAGCGGCCUUUGUAUUUCACCGUUGACGUCAACAGCGGCGCCAUCAGGACCACUCAGGCGCUGGACCGCGAGGAGUCGGCGUGGCACAACAUCACCGUGAUGGCUGCAGAGGUUGAUAAUCCUCGCAUGGUGGCUCACGUCCCCGUCACUGUCCAGGUCCUGGACGUCAACGACAACGUCCCAUCCAUCUCUGGGAGCAACAGUGCCAUCGUGGUGUGUGAUGGAACCAAGUAUGGACAGGUGAUUCAGACCAUCCACGCAGCUGAUCAGGACAACUUCGCCAACGGAAAGUUCUCCUUUCAUGUGCCAGCUGACUACCAAAUUCACACAAAUUUCUCUGUCAAGGACAACGGCGACAACACAGCCAACAUCGUCUCUCACUGGCGUGAGGCCUUCAGCCGGGACAGGCACCCGGAGUUCUUCGGCCUGGAGGUGGCGGUGGCCGACGGCGGGGAGCCGCCUCUCAGCAGCACUGUCACUCUCUCCCUCAGAGUGUGUGUGUGCCAGAAGACCACCAGGGGGCGCAACAGCUACAACGUGUGCCAGGCUCAAGCCUUCCUGUCCUCCACCGGCCUCAGCACCGGGGCCUUCGUGGCCAUCCUGCUCUGCAUUGUCAUAUUGUUAGCUAUAGUGAUGCUUUUCACUCAACUACGGAACAAGAAAACAAGCAAAGACCCUCUGAUUCUCUCCGAAGAAGACAUCAGAGAAAAUGUGGUGACGUACGAUGACGAGGGCGGCGGGGAGGAGGACACGGAGGCCUUCGACAUCGCCGCACUUCGAAACCCAAAAGCGUCGGAGAUUCGCAGGAAGUUCCACAGCUACGUCGAGCAGGACCUGUACGGCGCCAAGAGCGAGGUGGAGGAGGACGAGGAUGGCAUCGUCAUCAUUCGGAGGAGGAAAUCUCGAGAGGCGAAUUACGAGAGCUACAGUCCGGAGUCGGAACCUGCCUGGUUUGUCAUUGACUGCAUCCCCCGAGAGAUCAGCCAGUCCGCACCCUCGCUUCUGCUGGAUGGUCACGACAUAAUUCAGCAGAUCAUCCAGCAGAAGGUAGCUGAAGCGGACUCGGACACACGGGGCCCACCUUAUGACUCUCUGCAGACGUACGCCUACGAAGGCCUCGGGUCCCUGGCAGGGUCUGUCAGUUCUUUGGGUCUGUCUGCAGCAGUGCCAGAAAUAAACUAUGCUGAUUUGGGAGACUGGGAGCAAGAAAGGCAAACACCGGAAAGAACUGAAGGAGAGCAACAGACUACCAGCCAAGCUAACCCAGACUCCUAAAAAAGAGCAACAGUGGAUGUUUUGUUUUGUUUUUUACUCCUGAGCCAAUUCGAUGAAGUAAAGUGACUUUUUACUUGUGCCAUGUGAACCUAACUGCAGGAGUACUGCAGCAAACGCUGGCAAUUAGAACUGUGAAAUUUAGAGGAUAAGAAAAGCCAUCUAUGUACAGCUGAAUAAUGGCACAAUAUUGCUGUGAUGAUGGACAAGGUGCGGAAGGACAGAAGAUCAGGGUUUGAAAAUGGAAUUCCAGUUUACUUCUCCCCUCUUACUAUGCUUAUUAGGUGUACUUGUUAAAAAAAAAAAGAAA
Salarias fasciatus (jewelled blenny) is the source of this 2947-nucleotide messenger RNA. Its product is annotated as cadherin-18-like. The coding region runs from base 1 to 2640 and encodes 879 amino acids. The record is from RefSeq and is a predicted model, not a curated record. Gene Ontology annotation, cellular component: adherens junction; plasma membrane; catenin complex. Gene Ontology annotation, molecular function: calcium ion binding; cadherin binding; beta-catenin binding. NCBI's taxonomy places the organism in Eukaryota, Metazoa, Chordata, Actinopteri, Blenniiformes, Blenniidae. The transcript is spliced from 13 exons. Gene Ontology annotation, biological process: homophilic cell-cell adhesion; adherens junction organization; calcium-dependent cell-cell adhesion.